AGCCCCACAAUGCGUCGCGCAAAGCACCGGAUGAGCAAAGAUGGCGGCAUUUCCGACAUGAUUGUUUUUGUAAACUGUUGAACUUUGUUCUUUGCUAAAAUACAGUAUUUUAAGGAAAUUCUAUUGAGGUUUAUUUGUAUUAUUUAAGACAGUCACACCACUUGUUUGUUUGGGUUGUUACAGUGGGUCGUGGUGUCUGUUCUCUGAUUUACUCGCUGUUGUCUGGUAUCUGUCAGUGAACAGCGGGUCUUAUAUUUAAAAUAUCCAGAAAGUGUUCGCCGAGCCCGGACAUGAAGCCGGCUCUGACCCCUGUCCAGAAGCUUGUCGCUCACCCGGACUCCCGCUGCUGGUUCGUCAGCUGGAACCCGACCGGGACCCUGCUGGCCUCCUGCGGGGGAGACAGGGCCAUCCGGAUCUGGGGACUAGAGGGAGACUCCUGGAUUUGUAAGACUGUGCUUCAGGAUGGACACCAGCGCACUGUGAGGAAGGUGGCCUGGUCUCCCUGUGGGAAGUAUCUGGCCUCUGCAAGCUUUGACGCAACCACAUGCAUCUGGAAAAAGAAGAACGAUGGUUUUGAGAGUUUGACUGUGUUGGAGGGACAUGAAAAUGAGGUGAAGUGUGUGGCGUGGGCCCCUUCAGGGAACCUGCUCGCAACAUGUAGCCGAGACAAGAGUGUCUGGGUAUGGGAAGUGGAUGAAGAAGACGAGUAUGAGUGUGUAACUGUUGUGAACUCUCACACACAAGAUGUCAAGCAUAUUGUGUGGCAUCCAAACCAGAGGUAGCUCCUGGCUUCAGCUAGCUACGACAACAACAUUUGUAUUUACAAGGAAGAGGAUGAUGACUGGGAGUGUAAGGCCACGCUGCAGGGACACACCUCCACAGUCUGGAGUUUGGCUUUUGAUGCGUCUGGAGAGCGGCUCGCCUCCUGCAGCGACGACCGAACGGUCAAGAUUUGGAAAGAGUCUUCAAACCAAAGUGGAGAGGGAGACUUGUCGUGGAAGUGUGUUUGCACUCUCUCUGGGUUCCACGGAAGAACAGUGUACGAUGUCUCCUGGUGUCGGCUCACAGGAGCGCUGGCUACAGCCUGCGGGGACGAUGCAGUGCGAGUGUUCAAGGAGGAUGAGACGGCAGACCCGGAGCAGCCUCUGUUCUUGCUUGCUGCUCAGGUGACCAAAGCUCACAGCCAGGACGUCAACUGUGUGUCCUGGAACCCGAAAGAGGCCGGACUCCUCGCCUCCUGCAGCGACGAUGGAGACAUCACCAUCUGGAGGUUCCAGCAGGAAGACUGACCGACAUGAAGGCUCUCACUGAACAAAUGUUGUCGCUACUUACACUGGGAACUGUGGUCCCCUCCAUGUUGUUCAUUCAAGUCUAAGAGCUCAUCUGAUAGUUUGGCAGGAUUUAUCACAGUAAUAGUGAAUUAAUGUCAUGUCUACUUCGUAUUGGAUAAUAAUGCUUUGUGGAUCAUCUGCACUGAGUCUACAUAGUUCUUUAAAAGCUUAAUUAAGAAUAUAUGAUAUUUCACGCUUAUAUAAAUAAAUGAUUAAAAACAA
Molecule: messenger RNA, 1553 nt
Organism: Eleginops maclovinus (Patagonian blennie)
Lineage: Eukaryota; Metazoa; Chordata; Actinopteri; Perciformes; Eleginopidae
Gene: ciao1
Product: cytosolic iron-sulfur assembly component 1
Exons: 7
Biological process (GO): iron-sulfur cluster assembly
Cellular component (GO): cytosolic [4Fe-4S] assembly targeting complex
Molecular function (GO): protein binding
Source: RefSeq, a predicted model, not a curated record